AAGCGAGAGUGAUCAUCCUCGCGUGGUGCUGCGAGUUUGUGAAACAGUACUGCAUGUGCUUUUCCUGACUUCAAUAACAACUUGCUCUGCUAUACAGUCGCAUGUUGUCAUCUCAAGGGAUAUACGUGAUUUUUUUCGUUGAUUUCUGCAACUUGGAAUUGUGUGAAUGUGAAAUAUAGAAAGUGGAUUAUUUAUGGAAUAAUAAUGGAUAAAUAAUCAACAGCCUAUGGCCCACAUGAAUGCAACAACUCUCAAAUACUUGCGGUUUCGAGAUGAACGAGAAGAUGUACAGAAGAAGACUUUUACCAAAUGGAUCAACUCACAGCUGGGCAAGGCGAACAGGUCGGUGAUCGGAGACUUAUUCACAGACCUUAGAGAUGGCACUAACCUGCUGUCUCUAUUGGAGGUUCUCAGUGGAACCAAACUGAAAAGAGAGAAAGGGAAACUCCGUGUCCACCACAUCAACAACAUAAACCAGGCCUUAUCUCUCCUGGAAAACAACUUCAGUAUAAAGUUGGUGAACAUCAGCAGUAAUGACAUAGUGGAUGGUAACCCGAAACUGACCCUCGGACUUGUCUGGAGUAUCAUUCUACACUGGCAGGUGAAGGAUGUUAUGAAGGACCUGAUGGAUGAUCUCAAACAGACCAACCUGGAGAGGACCCUACUAACCUGGUGUAGGCAAUCCACACUCGGGUACAGAAAUGUAGAGAUCAAGAACUUCACAUCGAGCUGGAGGUCUGGACUGGCCUUCAAUGCCCUUCUCCACCACUUCAGGCCAGAGUUAUUUGAGUACAAUGACCUUUUAACCAAUGGCAAUGAGAAGAAUUUAGACCAUGCCUUCAGCAUUGCUCAUGACACACUUGGUAUUGACCGUCUGCUUGAUCCUGAGGAUGUGGAUGUGGAGAACCCAGACAAAAAGUCUGUGAUGAUGUACCUGAUGUGUUUUUUCCAAGUUCUGCCCCAUAGUAACAUUACCCCUACUGAGGACGCUCCCAUCACACCUUCUACAGCUAACUCCACCCACUCCGCCAACUCAACCAACUCAGCCGACACCUUCACCUUCACGGAAAAAAUCACCAAGUCUGAGACGGCUAUGUCCCUGAGUAGUUCGUCCAGUCACCAUAGCACAAUGAGUUCGGCAGCAACGUCUGUCGACCUGAUGUCAUACCAAGAUGACAUGGAAAAUGUUUUAACUUGGCUCCUUGAAGCUGAGGAAACCAUGGAGAAACAAGAACCAAUUGCAACAGUCGUGGGCAAGGUCAAGGAACAGUUCAACCAACACGAGGUGUUCAUGUUAGAACUGACAAAACACCAGGACAGCAUAGGUCUUGUGGUCAAGGAAGGAAAUGACCUGAUUUCUGAGGGAAAAAUACUGGAGGAGGAAGAGAGCGAGAUCCGAGUACAGAUGGGUUUACUCAAUCACCGCUGGGAGGACCUCCGCAUGAAGACUAUACACAGACAAAGCUGUUUACACAAGGCAUUGAUGGAACUCCAACAGAAACAGUUGGAUGAGCUUGCUAGUUGGAUGGGCCAAACUGAGGCUGGCAUUCAAAACCAGGAACCAAUCGGAUCCGACUUGACAGCUAUUAGAAAACAAGUGGACGACCACAGGAAACUACAGGAGGAGUUGGAACAGCAACAGAUGAAGGUUGACAACCUGCGGGACAUGGUGGUCAUUGUGGAUGACGACAACACAGAGCAAGCCUAUGAGGUGAUGGAGAACCAGCUUCAGAGCCUGGGAAAGCGAUGGGCAAUCAUCUGUAACUGGACAGAGCAACAGUGGCUCCUCCUACAGGAGGUUCUUCUCAAGUGGCAGCACUUCUCUGAAGAGCAGGCAAUGUUCUCUGAUUGGCUGGCCGAGAAGGAGUCUGUACUCAGUAAGAUGAGAGAGUGUGACCUUAAUGACCCUGACAAGGUCAUAACACAGGUCAAGGACUUAAAGGCCAUAGAAACUGAUAUGGUGGAACAAGUCCAGAGAUUUGAUGAGCUAAAUGAAUGUGGACAGCAGAUUGUCCAGUAUGUGGAUAAUGAGCAGACUGUUCAAGAGAUAAGUUCUCAACUAGAGGGCUUCCAGGAGAGGUGGGAGAAACUCGUACGCCAGAUGGAGAUGCAGAGCAAACAGAUUGCGGGAUCCGGAGUAGAAUUGAGUAAGGUGUCAGAGGAAAUGAUGUCAGAAUUUUCUACAGAGGGACCAUUGAGGUCACCUACAGUGUCAUCAGCCAAGAAACGAAAGGUUGACACUGCUACACGUAAGGAAUAUGAUUUUGAGAUGACAGAGAUCACCGCCUGGUUUGAAAAGACAGAAUCUGCACUGGAGAUGUUGACGAAGGAUGACGCAUCACUCUCCCCACAGGACAAGUUCACUGUAGAAGAACAGCUGGUCCUGGUACAGGAUACAGAAAAUGAUGUAAAGGCCCACUCAGCAGAGGUGUACAAAGUUCUCUCCCUUGGUAGAAGUAUGCUGACAGAAUUCAAGAUGUCUGGCGAACCGUUUGACGUGCUCCAGAAGUCAAUCACUGAGCUAGACCAGCGUUGGGAGCGGCUCCACAGGCUGCUAGCGGACACACAGGUACAAGUCGACCUCAACAUGGAGACCAAGAAGUUCUACGACGACCUUCAUACCCUCCAGGAACUGAUGGGCAGCUAUGAAAAAUGGGUGGGCACAGCUGAACACACAGCCGAGGAAGCCACAGAGAUCACCAAACAGCUGGAACAGUGUAGGGUCAAGUUAAAAGCUAUGAAGACAAAUGAGGAUCGUGUAGAACAGAUGACAGCCCACGGCAGGUCUCUGGUGAAACGGUCAAAGUCUCCUGACCAAAUGAGCACAGAUUUGGACUCCUUUAAUGACCGAUGGGAAACGGUUUACAGUAAAAUAAGUAAACGCCAGCAGAAUCUGUCAGAUGCCCUGGAGAAAGCGCCACCUAGAACCUACCUGGAGGCAAUGGGGGCCCUGCUUAAAUGGCUCAGUGAUAUGGAGUCUGUUCUAGAGACUGAGAAAUUUGUCAUCACUAAUGUUGAAGUGCUUGAUACCCAACUCCAGCAAUUCAGGUCCUUACAGACAGACCUACAGGAUCACAUCAGUAGUCUGGACUACAUUAACAAGACCGGUCAAGAUCUCCUAUCAAAGGCACCAACUGAGGACAAGGCUCGCAAACUGGACAGGGACCUAAAGGACCUGAACACUCGCUGGAGUCAUGUCUCCUCCGUCAUAGAUGAACGCUUGGAUAAGCUGGAGAGGGCAAUUGGUCAGCUGAAACAGUACCAGAACCAGACGGUGGGACUAAACAGAUGGAUGGACGAGAUGGAAGUGUUCCUUCACGCUGAGGAUCCCGCCACUGGUGACAUUCCCACUCUGGUGGCUCAGAUGAACGAAAGCAACGGUGUUUUGGAAGACAUCAAGACACUUCAACAGAAUAUCAACAGCAUCAGCGAACUUCAUAAACAGUUGUCGGACAACAUCAACCCACAGUUCGGAGACAAAAUGACAACAGAUGUCAAAACACUCAACGACAAGUGGAAUCAGACCGUAAGUCUGGCCGAGGAACAGAACAGGCGCCUGAAGGUGGCUCUGAAUUCCAGUCAGGACAUCCACGACCGAAUCAAGGCUCUCACGGACUGGCUGGAGCCCAUGAAAGAGGACCUGUCUAAUAAGGAUUACGCCGUUAACAAUGCAAAUGACCUUCUUGUAAAGACAAAGAAGUUUAAGUACCUCAAGACAGAUGUAUCUAGUAGAGAGGAGGAAGUCAAUCAGGUGAAUGAGGAGGCCAAUGAGAUGCUGAACAAGGCUCCAGCAGGCUCACUCCAAGACCUGGCCCGUGCUCUGAUGAGGAUGAAUGCUCUGUGGACUGAUGUAUAUAACAGGGUGGACCACUACUCACAGCUGUAUUCCUCCUCAGACUCACAGUGGAAACAGUUCAAAGGCCUUCAGGAUGAUGAGAAGCGACAGUUCAUGUCUUUGGAAGUCAAGCUGAAAAGGUCGAGAGGUGUCAGCUCUGACGCGGAGGAGAUUUCGGAGGAGUUAGAUGGAAUUGAGAUGAGUCUGAGAGAACAUAACAGUGACCGUAAGGCACGGCUCCAGGAACUUGGUCAGCAGUUGAUUGGGAAUUCCAUCAUGUCUAGUGAUAUAAAGAAAGACAUGGAGGAGUACUCCGAGAAAUGGAACCUCCUAGACUGCCAGGCAAGGGAGAGAAUCUACAAUCUGGAACAGUCUAUAAACCAGGCCCAGAGCAUGGAGCGACAGAUCCUAGAAAUGUCCCAGUGGAUGACAGACGUUAGCAAUCUCAUCCACUCACGUCUUGAUGCUGACGUCCUUGCCGGGGAUGUACCAGAAGAGUACGAGUCCCUGAAGGAGGAGUUUAAACAACAAGAGGAUUUACUAGGGGAACUGGAGCAACAGGCACAGAAAUACAAAGACCAGGGCAACCUAGAGGGUAGUGCUCGUCUGGAAACCCAGAUAGAUAUUCUCAAGAAACAUUUUGCUGAUGUGACAGUAACAUUUCGUAAGUUUCAACGGCCAACAGACUUUGAGCCGAAGUUGAAUCGAGUGAAACGGGACUUGAGCGGUAUUGGGGAAAGGAUACAUUUGUUGGAGAUCCAAACAGAGGAUCCCGAUGUUUUACAAGCCAAGCAUGACCAGUGUAUGAAAUUUUACCGUAUGAUGAGUGACCUGAAAGGAGAAGUGGAGUAUGUCAUAAAAACUGGACGACAGAUUGUGGACAAGAAACAAGUGGAGUUUCCUGAUAAACUGAACAAACAGUUAGACGCAAUAAAACAGCAGUAUAACGACCUUGGCUCCCAGGUGACCAAAGGUAAAACAAAUCUUGACAAGUCCCUAAAGCUGUGCAAAAAGCUUAAAAAAGAGGUGACAACUGUGAAUGACUUCCUGGUUUCCGUUAGCAACCAGUUGGACCAACGAGAUGGGGCUGGUUCAAGUGAGAACCUGGACACUGAUCUCAAUUACGUACAGUCUGUACAAGAGGAGAUGCAGAAACGCCAGACUAUGCUGUCCAGCAUGCGUGACCUUCUCACCCAACUCAACUCCUAUGCGGAGGAGCCACUGACCGAUGCCCAGACCACACUGGACAAUCUGAGUGAGAAGUGGUCACAAUUGACCCUCCGUCUAGCUGCCCGUAGGGAGCAACUUCAAAAGGAGUUAUCUGACCUUGAGACGCUAUUUGUGGAAUUUCAGAUGUCCUUGAUGAAGGUCAAGGACUGUUUAGCAAGGACGGAGGGAGUGUUGGAGGAGCAUGAGAAGCUACCGACGCAGCAGCAGGCUUCCGAACUACAGCGUGAAAAGAUGAAGAAUUUACAGGUAGAGCUUAACGAGUAUGCCAGCCAGGUGGACGAAGUUCGGGAAACAGCCAUACAGUUGAUUAACAAGAGUGACCGCUACAAUAGUAUGGUAGAGCCUGAACUGACCCAUCUAAACCAACGCUGGGAGGAACUCACCAGCAAGGUCAAGGCAAAACAGACUUUUCUAGUGACUGAAAGUGUCGUUGAAAUAACAAGGACAACUGUAACCACGAUUUCAUCAGCUUCUUCAUCGACAUUCACAUCUUCAUCUAAUGAAGAUAAACCACAGGAGGUGGUUCCAGAGACAAUGGAACAAGUUUCGGUGGAAAGUACUUAUAAAUCUCCCAGUCGUGAUCUUAGCCCAAGGUCACCGACACGGGAGUUGAAAUCUCCAGAUAGAAUGUCUUCUCGAUCACCCAGUCGUGACCUGGUGUCACCAGACAGAGAACUGAGGUUACUGACUAAGUCUCCAGACCGUGACCUUAGGUCACCUGAUAGAGACCUAAGGUCACCCGACAGAAUUCCAAGGUUGUCACCUUUGACCCCUGAUAGGUAUAUUGGCCCUGUGAUGACGGACGAGGAGUUUCAGACUUUGUAUGACAGUGUUCUCAAGGAUGUGGUUAUUUUCGACAACAGUGUUGUGUGUAAGGGGGAAAUUCAGCAGUCGGAUGUGAUAGGAAAGCUGGAGGACAAUGCGGCGAAACUGGAGAUGGAGACAGAAAAGUUACAAACCGAUGUAAACAAAGUGUCUGACCAUGGAAGACAACUGGCACAUGCCAUAGACUUGGCUGACCAUGACAAGGCCAUCCGAAUCUACCGACAGGUGGAGGAUUUAAAGUCCCGAUGGGGAGCUAUCAAAUCUACUGCCGAGGCCAAGAGAAAGUCAAUGAUUGUGAUAGCACCCCAGUGGUACCAAUUCAAACGGGAGACACAGGAUUUGACCAUUUGGCUGGACAAUAUAGAGCGUAGGCUUCGAACAGCUCGAGUCCAGCAGGAGGACAUGAAGGCAUUUGAAGAUGAGCUCAAACGACGCCAGAGUAAGGUUGACUCCAUCAGCCAGAAAGGUGAAGAGCUUCGCCAAGAGGGCGCUGCAGCCGUCUUGGAACCGGAACUUGCAGGUUUGAAUAAGAGACUUGCGGAUGUCAGUAACCAGGUGGUACGGUACCGACAGCCUGUUACAGAGGAGGUAACUCAUGCAGAUUCUGCGUUUAGCACAAGGUCAAGGGCACCGGUCAUGAUGACUGCUCCUACGGCAACAUCAGGGAGGUCACCGACACAGUUCCUCGACAGCCUUCACAAGAUCUUAGAUCAAAUCGCAAACAUUCAAGGAAUGCUGCGAUCUCCAGAGCUACACAGUAAAGACUUUGAGAAUCUCUCCCAUCAAGAAAGGCUUCUCAAGAAGGUGAAGGAAGCACUAAACCAGGUACAGCCCGUUGUGGAGGAGGCAGAGCGAGGCCGACAGGACGUUUUACCCCACUGUAGUGGGGAGGAGGUGGGCAGGCUAAGGCUGGACAUGGAACAGGUCAUGGCCGAGUGGAGACAGGUCAACGAUACCUAUAUCACUAGUCACAGGCGUUGGUCCAAAGCUGCUGACCAGUGGAGACAGUUCAAUAAUGAGAUGACCGAGCUGAGAGGCUGGCUGGACGAUGCGGAGAGACAACUCCGGAUGCUGGCUGACUCCGGAGACCGAGAUGCCAUAUAUAAUCAGCUGGAAAGUGGGAUAAAGAACCAACAAGGUACGGUCAACAGUAUGAACGCUUCUGGCAACGAGAUAAUCCGUCAAUCUGCAGCCAUAGACGCAGCUACUCUUAGGGGCAAACUCGAGUCCCUGAACCAACGCUGGAAAAAUAUCUGUACCGCUGUUCUGGAGCGGCACGAUCGGUCUGAGACAGAGAGUGUUAAAACAGUAGAUUUUACUUUUGACAUGGAUGAGUUAUUUUUCUGGAUAGAUGAGACUGAAAAUAUUCUGUCCACUUUUGUGAUAUUGGAAGAGGAUGCCUUAGAGGAACUCCUGGAAAAGAUGAGGGACCGGGAGGAUGAGAUUUCUACAAAACAACAGAUUCUAGAUGCUAUUAAUAGAAAUGGCCAUUCCAUGCUAAAACAGGAAUCUAUGUCUGUAGAAGACAAGGAAAACAUCGGAAAGGAUCUAGAGAAUCUCACUACUAGGUUUGCCAAGGUUUCGAAUGAACUGCCUGACCAGAUCAAGGUGAUGGAGGGACGACUACACAAACUACGUACAUUCCAACUAGAGAUCGAUGAACUACAGACGUGGCUCGAGUCCACACGACAAGUACUCGAGUUACAACAGAAACCGUCCGGUCUGGAUGAGACGGACGCCAUCAUCCUUGAUCACCAGCCGACCCCUGAGGCCCUGGUGGUGCGACAGGCCAAUGUGGAUAACCUUAACCUGCGUUACAGUCAGUUGAUGGAAGAGAGUGCCCAGGAUGAGAUCAUCGUCCCGGAUACCAUCCAGCAACAACUCAACAACCUCAACGCUGAUUGGCUGUUAGUAAAACAACUCACAGAAAAUGUGAAACCUCCUGUAGAGGUCAAGGUCGAGGAGGUACUCAAACAAGUAAAAGUUAGUCAGGUGGAGCUACACCAGAGUACAACCAAGACGACACAAAUAGAACUUCACCAGACAUCGCCCUGGCCUGACUUUGACAAGUCCCUGGCAGAGCUCCGUGAUUGGCUGACACUUCUGGAGAGAAUGCUGAAGUCACAACGUGUCACAGUCGGCGACAUCAAGGACAUUGAACAGAUGAUACAGCGCCAGACGUCUCUCCACCUGCAGUCCUCAGACAGCGACAGCAGUUUGAAUCUGUCGGAACAUGACCUUAGUGCCGUCGACCUUGACCUUGGCGAUGCUCAGGCACUUGUACAUGAUAUGUCUCAACAGCUCACGCACCUACAGAACGUAUUACAGGAUAUGGAGACAAAACGACCACAACUCGAGGACUUGCUCAAUGCUGCAGAAAGUCUUCAGAAAAAUGCCAGUGAAAGUGAGCGCAGAACUCUAAAGGAACGAGCUGAGAAGUUGCGGGAACAAUGGGAUGAGGCCUAUGUCCGUGUGAAUCGACGGAAGAACCAGUUGGAUGACAUGCUUCUGGAAUGUCGUCAGUUUGACGAGAUACAUGCAGAAUUUGAGCGCUGGCUUUUACAGGUGGAGGAUGAACUGGAAAAAAAUCCAGUAGAUCCUCGUGCCCAAGAUGUGGAUCAGCAGAUUGCCCAGCAACAGGCUCUACAAAAGGAGGUUGACGAGCGACAGAGAAUUAUAGACAAUGUCAAGAAGCUAGCGAGCAAGCUGAUUGACGAGUAUAGUCAUGAUGACACAAGUCACGUGAGACUUCAGCUAGAGAAGGCCAUGAACCGAUGGUCAACGCUAUUACAUAAGCUAGCAUACAACAUCAAGACACUGCAGAACAACCGAAACUCUAUUCAACAACUGGACACAACGUUGGACGGUUUCACCCACUGGCUGGGAGGUAUAGAGAACAGCUACCAACGCCUGUCUGACGAAACCUGCAAGGAGGAAGUACGACAGAACGAGGACCUCUGUAGAGAGUUCCUGGAACAAUUCAGGGACCUUCAGGCAGAAGUUGAUGCUAAUAAGAGUACAUACGACUCUCUAAACACUGCUGGGAAUCAACUGGCUCGCAACAUGGUGGCGACCGACGCACAAAAACUCCAUCGACGUCUGGAGGAGAUGAACCAGCGAUGGAUCAACCUUAUGACAAAGUCCAUGGAAAUAAGGGGUAGACUCGAAAGUAACGCAGAACAAUGGCUCCACCUAGUAAACACACUGCAGGAUCUGAUUGGCUGGCUUUUGACCAAACAACAAGAGCUUCACAAACAACGACCAAUCGGAGGGGACCUUUUAACUCUUCAAAAUCAAAGCGAAGAAAACAGGAGAUUACGCCGGCAGUUGGAUACAAAGCGACCAAUCAUAGAGCAGAGUUUGGAGGCAGGGCGUCAUUACCUGAGAGAGGAAGGGGAAGACAAACGACUCAGUACCGAUAGUGGUGAAAGUAGUGAACAUGAGGAAGUGCCGCCUACUGAAACAUCACCUGAAAAAGAGGCUCGCCAUUUAAUAAAGAAAAUCCGUCGUCAAGUGAGACUGCUCAACAGGAAGUGGGUGGAAAUUAACCAAGGGUGUAAUGAGUGGCAGGCUAGGAUAGAGGAAGUCACGGAGAAAAUGGUAGUACUUCAAGAUGGCUUAGAAAACCUUAACAGUAGACUCAGGGAAGCUGAACAGGAGAAAACAAAAUGGCCACCAAUAGCAGACAUGAUUAUAGAAAAUCUACCUACAGAAAUAGAAAAUAUAAAGUCAUAUCAGAAGACGUACGCACCUAUCCAGGGUCAGGUGGACAGUGUUAACGACCGCGCCAAUGAACUCCAAAACCUCAAAGUAAUACUCAAUCAUGUCAACGUCCACCGACUGGAAGACUACAACACUCGAUGGCAGGAACUACAGAUAGCGGUGGAGGAUCGCCUUAGAGACCUGCAAGAAGCUCUUCGGGACUUCGGCCCUGAUUCACAACACUUCCUUUCAGUGUCCGUAGAACAGCCUUGGGAACGAGCUGUGUCCGGAAAUAAAGUGCCUUAUUAUAUCAAUCAUACGACAGAAACUACCCACUGGGACCAUCCAAUGAUGACCGACCUUAUGCAAGCCUUAGCGGACCUUAACAACAUAAGAUUUGCUGCCUACAGGACGGCCAUGAAACUCAGGAUGUUACAGAAGAAACUCCGGUUGGAUCUUCUCGCCAUCAAUGUUGCUGUGGAAGCAUUUGACCACCACAACUUACGGGGUCGUAACGACAGUCUUAUGAACGUUAUAGAGAUGAUUAACUGUCUGUCCACUAUGUACGACAAUGUGUCAGUAGAACAUCCGGAUCUUGUCAAUGUUCCACUCUGUGUCGAUUUGGUGCUUAACUGGGUGCUCAAUGUGUACGACAUAGCAAGGAGUGGGAAGGUGCGAGUUCUCUCCUUUAAAGUGGGUAUCAUCCUUAUGUGUAACGGCCACUUAGAUGAUAAAUAUAGAUUUUUGUUCCGGUUAAUAGCUGACACCAAUGGUUUCUCCGACCAGCGGCGACUCGGCCUCCUCCUCCACGACAGCAUGCAGGUACCUCGGCAGCUAGGAGAGGUGGCAUCCUUCGGAGGCAGCAAUAUAGAACCAAGUGUCCGCAGCUGUUUUGAAAAGGCCAAUGGUCGACCAGAAAUCCAGGCCACACACUUCCUAGAAUGGCUCAAGAUGGAGCCACAGUCCCUGGUGUGGCUUCCGGUGCUUCAUCGCCUCGCAGCUUCCGAAACUGCCAAACACCAAGCCAAGUGCAAUAUUUGUAAAGAAUUUCCAAUAGUUGGCUUUAGAUACCGAUGCCUUAGGUGCUUUAACUUUGAUGUUUGCCAAAACUGCUUUUUCUCAGGAAGGAAAGCCAAGACCCAUAAACUUUCACACCCUAUGCAAGAAUACUGUACCGCAACAACCUCAGGAGAAGAUGUCCGAGAUUUUACUAAGAUGUUAAAAAAUAAGUUUAAGACAAAGAAACAUUUUAAGAAACAUCCUCGUCUUGGUUUCCUCCCAGUACAGACGGUGCUUGAAGGUGAUGUUCUUGAAAGUCCAUCACCAUCACCCCAACAUAGCAUAUCAUCACAGGACAUGCAUUCCCGCCUUGAACUUUAUGCAAACAGGUUGGCUGAAGUGGAGCAGAGACAGGCUUCGUCCACUCCCGACUCCGAUGACGAGCAUAACCUGAUUGCCCAGUACUGCCAAAGUCUUAACGGAAAUACUUCCCAUACACUGAAGAGUCCAAUGCAAAUCAUGAUGGCAGUAGAUUCAGAUCAGAAGUCGGAACUGGAGGCCAUGAUCAAGGAUCUCGAGGAGGAAAACAAGACACUACAGCAAGAGUACGACCGCCUGAAACAAGCUAAUGAACUACGAGAAAACGGCAAUGGAUUGGAGGAGGUAGAUGAUGACAAUAACAGCAAUGUUGACAUGGAUGCUGAAAUGAUUGCUGAGGCCAAGUUACUGCGUCAACACAAGGGUCGUCUGGAGUCGCGUAUGAAGAUCCUAGAGGACCACAACCAGCAGCUGGAAGCCCAGCUUACACGCCUCAAACAACUUCUUGACCAGCCCACACAGGACCAGAGUCUGGGAUCGUCUAUGCCCACCACACCCUCCUCCACGGAAUCUGACAUACAGCAGCCCCCACCCCCUCGUUACAGGUUCAGCCCUCAGCUGGAGUCUACUCCUCAAAUGAAUGGCCACAGCCACACAGCAGAAAUGCCCAGUAAAGAUGAAGUUGGGGACAUCAGUGACAUCAUCUCGGAACCCAAUGGCAGUAUAACGGAGGACAAAUCAAGAGGUCCCAACAAGGUGGGAAACCUGUUCCACAUGGCUGGCGAAGUGGGCAAGGAGGUCGGGCGCCUGGUCACUGUGAUGACCGACGAGGAGACUGCUGAGGCUGAGGCCAGAGAUGCAGGUUCUGCACAAGCCCAGACAAGCUAGAGGUCAUCACCAUAGCAACAUGUCAUUGAUCUCAAAUCUGUGUAUUACACCUGUGUUAAGGACAUGGGUGUUGUCCUCGUCAUACCUGUCCUGAGAAUCAUAUUUCAUCAAAACAUACAAACACCUGUACAAGACGCGUCAUUGUGUGUAUCCGUCAAUAUGUGAAAAUGUGAUCAUUCUAGCCCACACUGAGAUCAUGCCAGCCUUUUCAUGGACAUAUUAAACUUUUAUGUUGGGCGUAUGUGAACAGAAAGUAAUUUUCACUAUCAUCACCAUGUUUUCAUAUUUUCUCUGGUGGAUGAAAGAUAUUGAAAUGAAUACAAAAAUGUGUGUGCUGUAAUAUUCAAAACACACGAAGAUGUUACCACAUGAAAUUGUGGAUAUUAAUAUCUUAACUGAUUUGAUCAGAUUUAUCUUUGAGCUUUCUAUAGAAAAAAAGGACAGGAUAAACAUUUCCCAAAUCAGAUUCAGUCAAAAAUUUCAAAUGCCAAAGAAAUAGGCUAGUCCAAUUUAGUCCUAGGUAGGUAAAGAGAGGGUCAGCUUGUUGUUGUGAUACUGAAUCGUGAUUACAUACUGUGAUGCCACUUGUGUCUGGAUUAAUCUUAAAAUGUAGAAAGCUCUAGCUCUUCUGUCAUUUACAUAUGUGAUACCUUCAUAUAAUGUGCGAGUGUGUGUAUGCAUGUUACUUUUUGUAAAAACACUGCCAAACAUGUUUUUUCAUAAGUGAAAUAUGUUACCAUGGUAACCAUAAAAAGCAGAGAAUCUACUGAAAUAUUCACUUUCCAGAGUUUUCUCCCCUUAGAAAAUAAUUAGAAAUAAUCAGAGGCACACGGCGAAAGUGCAGACAUUUUGAUACUUUAUAUACGACGUGCCAUUGUUCUUCCAAUAUUGUGUGAAAUUGCCAAACAAUCUACAUAUGUAUAUGAAGCAAACUUGUGUGAUGUUUGCUGUCGUCAUAGUGAAUCUGAUCAGAGGUCAGACAUUAUCAUUUGACUUAAGGUUUGAAUUGAAGGCAAAAUAUAGUACUUUGACCUCAGAUUUCAGGUGAAAGGUCAAUCAUUUGGUCUAAGAACCAAAGAGUUGAAUGAAGGGUCAGAAUGAUAUUGUAUGACUGUAGAUGUUGGUCUUUGGUCUAGCUUUGAUCCAACCUCAGACUUCCAUGUGUAUAGAUAAAAGAUAUGUAAAUAUUUGUAAAGAAAAAUAGAUCUUUCGUAAUUUAUAUGGAGUGUGCCGAGACCCAUUAUAAUUUCUGGGUACAUCAGGACUAAACAAAAAGGUUGUGUUUAUCUAUACCUAUGUAUGAUAGUAUAAUGUACUGAGUGUUUGUGUGUGUAUAUAUGGACCGGAGUGUAAGGAACCUUGUAUAAAUAGAUUGUACAGAUCCCCUAUCAUUGAAUUCAUCAUCGUUCACAAGGUGAUUUCAUUACAGAACAACUCCCCCAAUUAUAUAGACCAAAUGCAUUUUUCCGUUGAUAUUUUAAAUUUUCCAUGCAUUUUAUUUUGUAUCAAGUCCGUCUGUUAUCAGCUUGUUAUUAAUGUAUAACCAAGCCUUUGUUACUAUAGGGGAAACCUGUCGUCCCAGAGUUAUCUCCCUUAGACUGUAGUUACUGAAUAACACAACUUUUGAGUCACAAAUGAACAUUUAUUGGAAAUAUUAUUAGUAUUCAGAUAUUAGAGGAUCACUUUAUGGUGCUAUGUUAAUUGUGUAAGUAUUUACUGACCAAAGGAUCAGUGACAAAAAUGCUAUGCUUCAUUAUAAAUAUCGAGUUCUAACAUAACCUUUCAUAUUACGGAAUUUCUGACACGUUAGAGAUAGUUAUUUGUAUAAGUUGGCUAAUUACCAACAGAACACUUUGUUAACAUUCACAAACAGCAUUUAUAAUCUUUGAACAUUUCUUGUAAUACUAUGAUAUUCUUGUUUAAUGAGCUGUGCUGGACAGUCAGUUUUCCAAGUCUAGGUAAUAUACUGACCAGCUGUUUAUUGAAAAUAUCACAUAGUAUUGCUCUAUAUAUUAUUACAGGAUUACAAUAACAUAGUAUACUGAUACGUCUUAAAUACUGACAAAUACUCUCCUAUAGUCUGUAGCCGACUCUGUAUUCAGGAAUGGUCAUUCAAAUACUCGCUCGUUCCAGACAUAUAAAUUCAGUCAAUUAAUUCAAGUGUAUGUGCUUCAUAUAGACACAUUUUAGGGGGCAGUAAUAUUUAGGUGGUUGGCAUGGCAGGAGUUAUUUGAUUGAAAAUUUGUGACUUAUCUCCUGAUACCUAAAUUUUAUAGUAAAAUCAUUAUUGGGGCUAGUCAGCCCCUAGCUUUAAACUAUGAAGGGAAGCGUUUUCCAUUUAAAAUUGUAAGUGUAGACACCGUCAAUAUCAACUGUAGAGACAAACAGUUCUGUUGAGUAUCCAACCAUGAAACUCGUCAUCAAGAAGUUUGAAAGUAGACUAUUAAAAAAUUGUGAUGAUCUAUAUUUAUGCAUUUUAAGUGAUAACAGCUAUAUUAUAUACAAAUAUAAUGUAUUGUUAUGUACACAAAUGUUCAAAAAGAAAUAUUCAAACGUCUUAUUAUAACUAACACUAUGUACUUAGAACAGGGAUACAACAGGAAUUCCCUCCAUUUAAAAUGAAGCUUUAAUCUUGGGUUGUGGUAUCUGUGUUAGCCUCUAGUGUAUUCACUGUGACUGGUGGCCUAUAUAUUUCCACUCGUGACAACUUUACAUCCUGAACUACAAGUUUUCUAAACGAGUACAAACCUCUGUACCUUAGAGGUUCUGUAGUCUGUUUUACCCUCGGCAAUUUUUUACCCACUCAGAUCUAGUAGUAUUGGAAUGUAGAACUAUUAAAUUACCUCCCCUUAUAUCAUACAAGCUUCGUACUGUAUACAUUUGUUAAGUUAUACAAAUUAGCAAAAUGCUAAAACUGAAAUAAAACAUAUAGAUUUUAUACGAGAAAAAAUAAUAAAAAAUUAUAUUUGAAUGUAAA
Molecule: messenger RNA, 14774 nt
Organism: Pecten maximus
Lineage: Eukaryota; Metazoa; Mollusca; Bivalvia; Pectinida; Pectinidae
Product: dystrophin-like
Exons: 73
Coding region: 227-11797 (3856 amino acids)
Biological process (GO): synaptic signaling
Cellular component (GO): plasma membrane
Molecular function (GO): zinc ion binding; protein binding
Source: RefSeq, a predicted model, not a curated record